Messenger RNA from Sorex fumeus (smoky shrew), 1931 nucleotides. It is a transcript of the gene CDS1, whose product is annotated as CDP-diacylglycerol synthase 1. Gene Ontology annotation, molecular function: phosphatidate cytidylyltransferase activity. Gene Ontology annotation, cellular component: endoplasmic reticulum membrane. The record is from RefSeq and is a predicted model, not a curated record. NCBI's taxonomy places the organism in Eukaryota, Metazoa, Chordata, Mammalia, Eulipotyphla, Soricidae. Bases 31 to 1413 code for a protein of 460 amino acids. The transcript has 13 exons.
GGUUUUGGGGGCUCCGCGCGGGAGCGGGACAUGCUGGAGCUGCGGCACCGCGGAGGCUGCCCCGGGCCCGGGGGACCCCCCGCUCCGCCCCGCGAGGGCGAGGCGGCGGGCGGCGACCACGAAACCGAGAGCACCAGCGACAAAGAAACAGACAUUGAUGACCGAUAUGGGGAUUUGGAUUCCAGAACAGACUCUGAUAUUCCAGAAAUCCCACCCUCCGCGGAUAGAACGCCGGAGAUCCUCAAGAAGGCUCUGUCUGGCUUAUCUUCAAGGUGGAAAAACUGGUGGAUUCGUGGAAUUCUUACCCUGACUAUGAUUUCAUUGUUUUUCCUGAUCAUCUACAUGGGAUCUUUUAUGCUGAUGCUGCUUGUCUUGGGCAUCCAAGUGAAAUGCUUCCAUGAAAUCAUCACGAUAGGCUACCGAGUCUAUCGUUCUUACGAUCUGCCCUGGUUCAGAACACUGAGCUGGUACUUUCUCCUGUGUGUCAACUACUUUUUCUAUGGUGAGACUGUAGCUGAUUAUUUUGCUACCUUUGUCCAAAGAGAAGAGCAACUUCAGUUUCUCAUUCGCUACCACAGGUUCAUAUCAUUUGCCCUCUAUCUGGCAGGUUUCUGCAUGUUUGUGCUGAGCUUGGUGAAAAAGCAUUAUCGCCUGCAGUUUUAUAUGUUCGCAUGGACUCAUGUCACUUUGCUGAUAACAGUCACGCAGUCACAUCUUGUCAUCCAAAAUCUGUUUGAAGGCAUGAUAUGGUUCCUUGUCCCAAUAUCAAGUGUUAUCUGCAAUGACAUAACUGCUUACCUUUUUGGAUUUUUUUUUGGAAGAACUCCAUUAAUUAAGUUGUCUCCAAAAAAGACUUGGGAAGGAUUCAUUGGUGGUUUCUUUUCCACAGUCAUAUUUGGAUUCAUUGCUGCCUACGUGUUGUCCAAAUACCAGUACUUCGUCUGCCCAGUGGAAUACCGAAGUGACGUCAACUCCUUCGUUACCGAGUGUGAACCCUCAGAGCUUUUCCAGCUUCAGGACUAUUCCCUCCCUCCCUUGCUCAGGGCACUGCUGAGAAGGGACACCGUGAGCCUCUACCCCUUCCAGAUCCACAGCAUCGCGCUCUCCACUUUCGCCUCUUUGAUCGGCCCGUUUGGCGGCUUCUUUGCCAGUGGAUUCAAAAGAGCUUUCAAGAUCAAGGAUUUUGCAAACACCAUCCCUGGACAUGGCGGAAUAAUGGACAGAUUUGAUUGUCAGUAUUUGAUGGCAACAUUUGUGCAUGUCUACAUCACAAGUUUUAUAAGGGGUCCGAAUCCCAGCAGAGUGCUCCAGCAGUUGCUGGUGCUCCAGCCGGAGCAGCAGUUAAACAUCUACAAAACCCUGAAGACGCACCUCAUCGAGAAAGGAAUCCUGCAGCCCGCCUUGAAGGUGUAGCUGUACCCCGGGAGGGGAAGGACCAACAAUAAUGAAUUCUACGGAAAAGCACUGAGAUUUUAUAAUUGUACAGGAAAAAAAAAGGGUUGAAAAUGCAAUAGAUUGAAGUUUUACAGACACGAAUGUUUCUUCUCUGAAAUUACUGUGAAUCUUUAACAAACGCUUACUUGAUCUAAGUUAUGAAAUAAGUCGCAGACGGCCGGCAGAAUAUCCUGUCCUUUUUCUAAAGUGUGUUUUCUGGCGUGGACUUCCUUCCCCUUCCACGCUGGCUUUCGUAACUUUGCAAGACUCGUGUUUCAGGAGUCAAACACGAUCGAAUGAGUGAAACGAGGAUGUCUUAAGAUUGCACCCGGCAGUGUGUCCUUUGCACAAAUAUUUACUUUUGCACUUGGAGCUGCUCUGAAUUGUAGCAAAAUAUUUUAUGUAAGGCACAAUAGGAAGUGAGUGCUCUCCCGUACUUCCUCUUCUUUCCGUCUGAAGUACUUGCUGAAGGACUGAGUUGGAUUUGAAAAAGAAAA